AUGCCGCCGAGGAUAAAUGGCACCUCUGCCUUACUGGCAGCUGACCUGGCGUUGCCCCAACAAGCCAGGUCAGCAGGCCCAUUUGCGCGAACAUUCUCCUCGACACAUUAUCGCGAAAAGAUGAGCCGGGCUCGGCAGCAAAUGUACCAAUGGCUGAAAUCAAGAGACGGCCAAGAGCUGGCAGAGGGUGGCAGGGGCCCCCGAUACUUGGGGCCGUUCCAAGACCAGCCUUUCCCACAGAAUCCAUUGUUCCGCAGCCAGCCGGUUCUGGACGAGCAGACGAGGGAGCUGAUAUGGCAGAAAAUUACCCAGCGAGGAGAAUCCCUCAAAGCUGUUUCGGCCGAGAUGGGUGUGGAUGUGAGACGGGUUGCGGCUGUGGUGAGGCUCAAGGAGGUGGAGAGGCAAUGGGUGAAAGAUGGCAACAAAUUAGCUACGCCGUACGCAAAAGCCGUCAUGAGCAUGCUGCCCAAGACGUCGUAUCGCGAGGGCGAAAAGAACGAACCGCACGAGCCGGUCAACGAGGUCCACGUGCACAAGUUGACCAUGCAGCAAUUAUUCGUGCCCGUGUCCGAGUCGAGGCAAUUUACGCGUGAAGAUGCCGCCAAGGCUUUCCACGAGACGAUGCUCUCGGCGGACACACGGUCUCCGCAGCCGCAGCUCAUCAAGAUGGAGCGCGAUAUUCUCAAGGGCAUGAGCAGGGAGGACAGCAAGAAGAAGUUUGAGGCUGCCGUGCAAAAGGAGGAGGAUGGCGUGGCCAAGAAGUUGGCACAGGAAAAGGCCAAAGAGGAGCAGACGACUAGGCGCGUCAAGACGGACCGGUACGAGUUCCGCUUCAAGGAGAUAGCCGUGGAUGACGUCAGCAGGGAUGGGCGAUCACGCAAGGGCACAGGAUGGAGGUACGGGGCGCCGUUUGACGACCGCAAACGCGGCGUGGUCAAGAUUCCCACGUCGGUUCCUUGA
This is a messenger RNA of Metarhizium brunneum ARSEF 3297, 960 nucleotides long. RefSeq names its product mitochondrial 37S ribosomal protein mS45. NCBI's taxonomy places the organism in Eukaryota, Fungi, Ascomycota, Sordariomycetes, Hypocreales, Clavicipitaceae. Gene Ontology annotation, biological process: mitochondrial translation. Gene Ontology annotation, molecular function: structural constituent of ribosome. The record is from RefSeq and is a predicted model, not a curated record. Gene Ontology annotation, cellular component: mitochondrial small ribosomal subunit.